Messenger RNA from Strigops habroptila (Kakapo), 905 nucleotides. RefSeq names its product immunoglobulin lambda-1 light chain-like. The transcript has 4 exons. Gene Ontology annotation, biological process: positive regulation of T cell activation; antigen processing and presentation of exogenous peptide antigen via MHC class II; immune response. The record is from RefSeq and is a predicted model, not a curated record. NCBI's taxonomy places the organism in Eukaryota, Metazoa, Chordata, Aves, Psittaciformes, Psittacidae. Bases 33 to 731 code for a protein of 232 amino acids. Gene Ontology annotation, molecular function: MHC class II protein complex binding. Gene Ontology annotation, cellular component: MHC class II protein complex.
UCGUGGGGACACGGAGCUGGUGGGAUUGCGCCAUGGCCUGGGCCCCUCUGCUCCUCGCGCUGCUCGCCCAUGGCUCAGGUUCCUUGGUCCAGGCAGCGCUGACUCAGCCCUCAUCAGUGUCAGCAGCGAUAGGAGAGAAGGUCCAGAUCACCUGCUCUGGGUUUAGCAGCUACAGCUAUGCUGGCUGGUACCAGCAGAAGGUACCUGGCAGUGCCCCUGUCACUGUGAUCUACAGUAGCACCUAUAGACCCUCGGACAUCCCUUCACGAUUCUCUGGAUCCAAGUCCGGCACCACGGCCACACUAACCAUCGAUGGGGUCCAAGCCGUGGACGAGGCCGUCUAUUACUGUGGUGGCUACGAUGGCAGCAAUUAUGUAUUUGGGGCCGGGACCACGUUGACCGUCCUAGGCCAGCCCACGGUCUCCCCCACUGUCCACCUCUUCCCACCAUCUAACGAAGAGCUCACGAAGGAGAACAAAGCCACCCUGGUGUGUCUGAUUGGUGACUUCUACCCUGGCUCCGUGGAAGUGACCUGGACGGCUGAUGGCAAAACCCUCAGCAGUGGCAUCGAGACCAGCCAGGAGCAGCGGCAGACCAACAACAAGUACAUGGCCAGCAGCUACCUGACGUUGAGUGCCUCUGAGUGGAAGAGCUACAACACCUAUGCCUGCAAAGUCAAGCACGAGGCUGAAAAUAUAGAGAAGACCCUGAAUAGAGCUGAGUGCUCUUAACCCCACCGGGACAUCUCCAUUCCCGGUGGACCCUCGUGGCCCUCUCCCUUUUCCCCACCAUGAGGGACAGCGGCUCCGCCCCUGCCGCAGAUGUCCCCCAGUGCCCUGCUCCUAUCCUCCUGCCCUGAGUGUCACACAAAUAAACACCGACACUGAACUAGCGCUGGCUCAGCA